CCCCCAAAGACAAGCACUUGCUAGUUGCUACGACCACCCACCAUUCCGAACACAAAAACCAAACAUAAAUUAUAAAAACAAAAAAGUAGUCCACCUUCUCUCUCUCUCUUUAAAAGUCUAGCAAGCAACCAACACCACACAAUUACCAAAGCAAAUAAAAAAAGAGAACAACUUGGGGGGCAUGGAUGAUCAAGAACCCACCGUGAGAGAAAUCAAACCUAAAAGCAGAAGAAUCAUGGUUAAUUAUCUACACAAGUCUUUUCUUAUAGCUAAUUAUGGAGGAGGAGGUCCUGAUCAUCAAGAGGAAAAGGAAGAAGAAGAAGAAGAAGAAGAAGGAGAAGAAAUGAAGUGGCCGGCGUGGCUGAGACCACUUCUGAAAACACAAUUCUUCGGGCAAUGCAAGAGACACGCCGAGUCAUGCAACAUGUUCUGCUUGGAUUGCAUCAACGGCCCUCUCUGCUCUCUCUGCCUCUCUAAUUCUCAUCCUCACCAUCGCACCCUUCAGAUUCGAAGGUCAUCUUACCAUGACGUCAUUAGAGUCUCCGAGAUUCAGAAAUAUUACGUCGACAUAACCGGAGUUCAGACCUACAUAAUCAACAGCGCACGAAUUGUUUUCCUGAACGAACGGCCUCAGCCUCGCCCUGGCAAGGGCGUCACCAACACCUGCCUCGUCUGCCAUCGCAAUCUCCUCGAUUCCUUCUCUUUCUGCUCUCUCGGUUGCAAGAUUGUGGGGACAUCAAAGAACUUUUGGAUGAACAAAAUGCGAGCCAAGAUGGCCGAGGGUGGUUCCGAUGGCGAAGAAUCGGCCAGCAGCAACAUCACCAACUGCAACAAUCCUAGUUCUUAUUCUAAUUCUAAGAACGCAAUGAUUCAGAGCUUUACGCCGUCGACGCCGCCGCCGACCGCCACCACUUACAGAACGGCCAAGAGAAGAAAGGGAGUCCCCCACAGAGCUCCAAUGAGUUCACUUAUUCUUCACUUCUAAUUCCAAGGUACUAAUUAUUAACAAUAUAAAAAAUCAUAUGUUGUGGCUUUAUAACAAGAGAUAGUCCCACUCUCACAUUAAACAUAUAUACAGAAAGAGAGGGUUUUCACUUUUCCACACCUGAGCCCUGUUCCCAUCCUUUGAGGCCGGUGCUGGAAAACCAUUCCUACCUUUUCUCUUUUAUAGCAAAAUGGACGACAAUAUACAGUAUACUCUUUUUCUUUUAUUUUCUUUUCUUUCCUGUAAAUAUAUAUAUAUAUAUAUAAUGUAAUGGAUAAGUUAUACAAAUUGAGCAAGUAUUUACUACAACAUAUACAUAUAUACAUAUAUAUAUAUAUAGUUGUGUAAUAAUAGGUGUGUUUGAUGCUAAUUAUUGUACAUACUGUUGUGUAUACAAGCUAGAACUCCCCCCUGUAAAAUUGUUGCUGAAUAAAACUUGGCUGUGUAGCAAAAUCAAACUCAUUGUAUUCAUAGAAUGGAGCUUCCUUUUGGUACUCGGAACGUGUUGAUGCUUCAUGCUUGUGUAUCGCCAAUUGCUAUGAAUUAUGAUCUUCUUCUUAUCCAAUGGUU
Messenger RNA from Morus notabilis, 1555 nucleotides. RefSeq lists its product as uncharacterized. The record is from RefSeq and is a predicted model, not a curated record. Bases 182 to 985 code for a protein of 267 amino acids. The transcript has 3 exons. Lineage: Eukaryota; Viridiplantae; Streptophyta; Magnoliopsida; Rosales; Moraceae.